This is a messenger RNA of Macaca mulatta (Rhesus monkey), 2957 nucleotides long. RefSeq names its product TNF receptor associated factor 7 (gene TRAF7). Gene Ontology annotation, molecular function: protein binding; zinc ion binding. The record is from RefSeq and is a predicted model, not a curated record. Gene Ontology annotation, cellular component: nucleolus. NCBI's taxonomy places the organism in Eukaryota, Metazoa, Chordata, Mammalia, Primates, Cercopithecidae. Gene Ontology annotation, biological process: Notch signaling pathway; ribosomal large subunit assembly.
AGGCACUGUUCUGGCCGCCGGGAGACUGCGGAGAACACGGUCCCAGUUCUCCUGUGAUCGGCAUCUGCUGCAGGGUUCCCCAACCUCCGCACCAUCGACCACGCGGUCCGGGUCGCUCUUUGCUGCGGGGGGCUGCCGUGUACAUUGUAGGAUGUGGAGCAGCCUGCCUGGCUCCUGGCCGCUAGAUACCAGUAAACACCCGCUCUUCCUCAAUUGCGAUAACAAAUGUCUCCUGCGGGACAACUCCCCCUUAUUCCCGGUCUAGACAGACAUGGUGGUGGGAUGGACAAGAGAUAGUCAAAAUCGUGGGGAGCGGCGGUAUGUGCUGUGAAAGAAAGAAAGAGGGUGCUGAAAAAGUGAGUACUGGUCGGGGGUGCGGGCGGCGCUACCGUUAGCCAAAGGCCUGAUGGAGAAGCAGCCAGUCCCGGGACGUGCAGGAGGAGCGUUCCAAGAAGAGGGAGUCCGAUGUACAAAGGCCUGGGGUGAGAAGGGGCCUGACGCACCCCAGCAAGCCCUGGCAAGUGGAGAGGCGAAGUCGAUGAGGCCGGACCAGGAGAUGCUGCCCAAGGACCCUAGAUGCCUCUCUAGAGCAUGAGCUCGGGCAAGAGUGCCCGCUACAACCGCUUCUCUGGAGGGCCCAGCAACCUUCCCACCCCAGACGUCACCACCGGGACCAGAAUGGAAACGACCUUCGGACCCGCCUUUUCGGCCGUCACCACCAUCACAAAAGCUGAUGGGACCAGCACCUACAAGCAGCACUGCAGGACACCCUCCUCCUCCAGCACUCUUGCCUACUCCCCGCGGGACGAGGAGGACAGCAUGCCCCCCAUCAGCACUCCCCGCCGCUCCGACUCUGCCAUCUCCGUCCGCUCCCUGCACUCAGAGUCCAGCAUGUCCCUGCGCUCCACAUUCUCGCUGCCCGAGGAGGAGGAGGAGCCGGAGCCACUGGUGUUUGCGGAGCAGCCCUCGGUGAAGCUGUGCUGUCAGCUCUGCUGCAGUGUCUUCAAAGACCCCGUGAUCACCACGUGUGGGCACACGUUCUGUAGAAGAUGUGCCUUGAAGUCAGAAAAGUGUCCUGUGGACAAUGUCAAACUGACCGUGGUGGUGAACAACAUCGCGGUGGCCGAGCAGAUCGGGGAGCUCUUCAUCCACUGCCGGCACGGCUGCCGGGCAGCGGGCGGCGGGAAGCCCCCCAUCUUUGAGGUGGACCCCCGAGGGUGCCCCUUCACCAUCAAGCUCAGCGCCCGGAAGGACCACGAGGGCAGCUGUGACUACAGGCCUGUGCGGUGCCCCAACAACCCCAGCUGCCCCCCACUGCUCAAGAUGAACCUGGAGGCCCACCUCAAGGAGUGUGAGCACAUCAAAUGUCCCCACUCCAAGUACGGGUGCACGUUCAUCGGGAACCAGGACACUUAUGAGACCCACCUGGAGACUUGCCGCUUCGAGGGCCUGAAGGAGUUUCUGCAGCAGACGGACGACCGCUUCCACGAGAUGCACGUGGCGCUGGCCCAGAAGGACCAGGAGAUCGCCUUCCUGCGCUCCAUGCUGGGCAAGCUCUCGGAGAAGAUUGACCAGCUAGAGAAGAGCCUGGAGCUCAAGUUUGACGUCCUGGAUGAAAACCAGAGCAAGCUUAGCGAGGACCUCAUGGAGUUCCGGCGGGACGCAUCCAUGUUAAAUGACGAGCUGUCCCACAUCAACGCGCGGCUGAACAUGGGCAUCCUAGGCUCCUAUGACCCUCAGCAGAUCUUCAAAUGCAAAGGGACCUUUGUGGGCCACCAGGGCCCUGUGUGGUGUCUCUGCGUCUACUCCAUGGGUGACCUGCUCUUCAGCGGCUCCUCUGACAAGACCAUCAAGGUGUGGGAUACAUGUACCACCUACAAGUGCCAGAAGACACUGGAGGGCCACGAUGGCAUCGUGCUGGCUCUCUGCAUCCAGGGGUGCAAACUCUACAGUGGCUCUGCAGACUGCACCAUCAUUGUGUGGGACAUCCAGAACCUGCAGAAGGUGAACACCAUCCGGGCCCACGACAACCCGGUGUGCACGCUGGUCUCCUCACACAACAUGCUCUUCAGCGGCUCCCUGAAGGCCAUCAAGGUCUGGGACAUCGUGGGCACUGAGCUGAAGUUGAAGAAGGAGCUCACAGGCCUCAACCACUGGGUGCGGGCCCUGGUGGCUGCCCAGAGCUACCUGUACAGCGGCUCCUACCAGACAAUCAAGAUCUGGGACAUCCGAACCCUCGACUGCAUCCACGUCCUGCAGACGUCUGGCGGCAGCGUCUACUCCAUUGCUGUGACAAAUCACCACAUUGUCUGUGGCACCUACGAGAACCUCAUCCACGUGUGGGACAUUGAGUCCAAGGAGCAGGUGCGGACCCUCACAGGCCAUGUGGGCACCGUGUAUGCCCUGGCGGUCAUCUCGACACCAGACCAGACCAAAGUCUUCAGUGCAUCCUACGACCGGUCCCUCAGGGUCUGGAGUAUGGACAACAUGAUCUGCACGCAGACCCUGCUGCGUCACCAGGGCAGCGUCACCGCGCUGGCUGUGUCCCGGGGCCGACUCUUCUCAGGGGCUGUGGAUAGCACUGUGAAGGUUUGGACUUGCUGACAGGAUCCAGGCCAGGCCGUGGCUUCCCCUGGACCAGCCCUGGACCUGUCUGAGCCAGGCUGGCCACAUGGGGUGGUCUCGGAGUUUCUGCCUGCCCUAUGGGCACAGGUGCACAGGCUUUGGCAGCCGGGCAGUGCCCUCCCUGCCCAAUGCUCGGCGAGCCUCCCUCUACUCGGCACUAUCCUCGCUGCCCAGCCCCUCUCUCUGGGUGCCAGGUACGACGCUUGCCCCGGCCCACCCUCCAUCCCCACCCUAGAUGGAUCGAGGGCCUUUUUACUCACCUUUUCUACUGUUUUUAGACUGUGUGUAGAUUUGGUUACUUCCUGGUGGAAAUAAACACUCCACAGACUGUG